Molecule: messenger RNA, 600 nt
Organism: Owenia fusiformis
Lineage: Eukaryota; Metazoa; Annelida; Polychaeta; Sabellida; Oweniidae
Source: the annotation of a GenBank genome assembly
CCUCUGUUGAGUGAGAUUUUGCGGAAUUUUUGAAAUGUCUUCCGCGAUUUCUCCUUUCAGUAAAGUCCCUAGUUUGAACACUACAACUGUGCUUAUAGUUGGAACACAUGGAGUAGGGAAGCAUGAACUGGCAAAGUCCUUACUGGGAAUACCAACCCCAUAUUCUGUCCAAAUCCGCACUGCUAAUGAGUUGCCUCUCCCUCCUCUUACUGGUAGUAAUGAGAGGCCAAAGAUUGACCUUGUUGUCUUUAUGAUAGAUCUCAAUGUAAGGAGCAGCAUCGGCCUUGUGGAGAAUGCAGUGACUGCAUUGGAUGUACAUUAUUUCAUGGGGAGAGUCUGCUUUGUGGUGAAAAGAGAGAGCUAUGACAGUCCUGUUGCUAUGGAUACAGAUGCUUUGAUAUCACUAAGGGAUUCCUACAACUCACCAAUGUUAUAUGGGGAUGUAAAGAUUGAACAAGACAGAAUUAGUGUUACAAGACAGAUACUGAAUCUUUUAGAGGUUGCUGCAGGCUACAAAACAAACAUUUCACCCCUAUUGAUCCAAGCCACACAGAAAGGACACUUUAUAUUGACUGACUCUUGAUAUAUGGAAACAUUUGA